Aspergillus sclerotioniger CBS 115572 is the source of this 726-nucleotide messenger RNA. RefSeq names its product putative GPI anchored glycoprotein. Lineage: Eukaryota; Fungi; Ascomycota; Eurotiomycetes; Eurotiales; Aspergillaceae. The transcript has 3 exons. Bases 1 to 726 code for a protein of 241 amino acids. The record is from RefSeq and is a predicted model, not a curated record.
AUGCGUCUUCAAUUCGCCACCUCUCUGGCCCUCCUGGCCACCGCCUCCUCCGUGGUCGCUGACGAUGUCGUCUCCAUGCUCUGGCCCUCCUCCGCCGACGGUUAUGACGCCAAGCUGAUUGGAACUACCGGCGGCGCCCUCACCACCCUGGUGAUCAACUGCCCUGCCACGGCCUCGUCCACUGGCCCCAUCACCAGCGCCAGCGCCGCGACCACCAGCGCGGCCGUCGCCAAGCGCGCGACCACCGCCUCCUCCUCUGAUGACGAUGACGAUGACGACUGCGACAUCCCCGCUGAAGGCCGCACCGUCGUUGCCGGCAGCAGCACCUGGUCCUACACCUAUUCCGGCACUGAUCUGGCCGAAUACGCCGCCUGCACCUACUCCGGAACCACCUGGCUGUCCUGCGCACUCACCGUCAGCAUGGAUGGUCAGGUCUCCUCCGAUAACGGCGCCUCCAGCACCGAGAUCCCGAAAGUCCCCAUCACCGUCACUGCUACCGUCUCGGGCACCGGCUCUUCUGCCUCUGCUACAGGCACCGCCUCUGGAUCUACUGCCUCUGCCACGGGCAAGUCGUCCUCUUCUACCCAGUCUGCUUCCGGCAGCUCCAGCUCCAGCGCUAGCGCUAGCGCCAGCACCAGCGACAGCGGUGCCAUGGCCUUUGCUACUGGCGCUUCGCAGCUGGUUGCCGGUGGUGCUGCCAUGAUGAUCGCUUUGGCCAUGGCUUAA